AUGGCCGUCUCUCAUCUCGAUCGGGUGUGCCUUGUCACGGUUGGUGCGACAGCCGGAUUCAAGACUCUAAUUAACUCAGUUCUUUCAGCCAGCUUCUGGCAGUAUAUCACUUCCCAAGGGUUUACCGAGUUACACGUUCAGUGCGGACCGGACAACAUCUCAGCAAGGCAACAACUCGCUCUCCUCCAACAUCAAGUCCCAUCUGGCCUCACGAUUGACAUCUUUGAUGUAAAGAGAAAUCUUAUGAAGGAGGAAAUGAUUCUGUGCAAGGCCUUGGAAGGAAAGCGACAACUAGGGUUGGUGAUAUCUCACGCUGGUACUGGCACAAUACUAGAUGCCUGGAAAAUGGGAUUGCCGAUUGUUGUGGUGCCAAACACACAACUCCUGGACGAUCACCAAACUGAGAUGGCCAAACAUCUCUCCAAGGAGGGCUAUGCUAUCAUGAGCUCUGGGAGCACUGAGGACCUUAGGGAAGCUAUCCAUAAGGUGGGACUCCUAUGGGAAGAGAACAAGACUCGAUGGCCUCCUCACAAAAUCCCCUCGCAAGAAGAGCCUGACAGACUUCGCUUGUGGGAUCUUGCCCCUGCGGAAGUCGUAAAAGAGGAGAAUGUAACGAUGGCGCACGAUUAG
This is a messenger RNA of Fusarium venenatum, 630 nucleotides long. RefSeq names its product glycosyltransferase family 28 C-terminal domain-containing protein. Gene Ontology annotation, molecular function: hexosyltransferase activity. Gene Ontology annotation, biological process: dolichol-linked oligosaccharide biosynthetic process. Gene Ontology annotation, cellular component: UDP-N-acetylglucosamine transferase complex. The record is from RefSeq and is a predicted model, not a curated record. Lineage: Eukaryota; Fungi; Ascomycota; Sordariomycetes; Hypocreales; Nectriaceae.